AUAGUGGGCUCUCUUUGAAGAAACAUUUCAAAUGAAUUGAAUUUUAUUCAAGAACUUCUCUUUUCUUGAAAAGGGUGUCAAUAAAUUUUUCCAAAAAUCAAAUCUUUUUUACUUUUUUACAGUAUGAAGACUUUUGGGUUCUCUGUUCUGUUCUUGAUGAUGGGAAUUACAGCCUUUUUAUCCUUUUUUUGCUUCAACACUGGAGGAAUGUCCUUCAAAUGGCAAAAUACCGAUACAACGAUGACCAUAAAGAACAGAAAGCUGCAGGAAAAUGGCUACGGUCCAAGCAUCAAUGAGGACGAUUCAAGCAAGUUAGGCCUGGAAGAUUAUCGUCCCAUCGAUCCAGUUCCAAGCUCAAAAGCUUCCGUAAAACCAGGACCUAUUGAGCAUGGUACUCCUCUUAUGCCUUAUAUUCCUAAGCCUUCACCUCCUCCUAUUAGCACUAUCGAUGGGCUCCCAUAAGCUCAUCGUUAAUCCACUUCCACCGCUGUGCUAAAGUUGGGCAAGUGUUGUUUUUGCUUACAAAAAGCUGUCUUUGCUAAUUUUGUGUUGUUCUUGUAAAUUUUUUCGUUGAAACACUCUGUAUUACCAUGGUAUGUAACUUCUAGUACGCCUCUAGCUAGGCGAUACUUGCACAAGUUAUCAGUUAUCUAUGUAGUUGAAUUUCGUACAUAACUGAUAAUUCUUUGCUA
This is a messenger RNA of Solanum pennellii, 692 nucleotides long. RefSeq lists its product as uncharacterized. The coding region runs from base 124 to 462 and encodes 112 amino acids. The record is from RefSeq and is a predicted model, not a curated record. NCBI's taxonomy places the organism in Eukaryota, Viridiplantae, Streptophyta, Magnoliopsida, Solanales, Solanaceae. The transcript is spliced from 3 exons.